This is a messenger RNA of Thlaspi arvense, 330 nucleotides long. The record is from the annotation of a GenBank genome assembly. Lineage: Eukaryota; Viridiplantae; Streptophyta; Magnoliopsida; Brassicales; Brassicaceae.
UUUUUGAUGAAGCUGAACAACGAGACCGUCUCGAUUGAGCUCAAGAAUGGAACUGUUGUUCAUGGCACCAUAACAGGUGUGGAUAUUAGUAUGAACACGCAUUUGAAGACUGUAAAGCUAACACUGAAGGGGAAGAAUCCGGUGACCCUGGAUCACCUCAGUGUGAGGGGUAACAGUAUACGGUACUAUAUCUUGCCUGAUAGCUUGAAUCUUGAGACAUUGUUGGUGGAAGAGACGCCAAGGGUCAAGCCCAAGAAGCCAACUACAGGGAAACCUUUGGGACGAGGCAGAGGCCGUGGCCGUGGACGUGGACGUGGCAGAGGUCGUUAG